Messenger RNA from Oncorhynchus masou masou (cherry salmon), 3212 nucleotides. RefSeq names its product RUN and FYVE domain-containing protein 1-like. Bases 22 to 2163 code for a protein of 713 amino acids. Gene Ontology annotation, biological process: regulation of endocytosis; protein transport. Gene Ontology annotation, cellular component: cytoplasm. Gene Ontology annotation, molecular function: metal ion binding. The transcript has 15 exons. Lineage: Eukaryota; Metazoa; Chordata; Actinopteri; Salmoniformes; Salmonidae. The record is from RefSeq and is a predicted model, not a curated record.
UCACGUGUUCCAUUAUGAAAAAUGGCCGACGGAGUAAGUGAAACAAACACAGCUGCUGAGGAAAGCGACGCCAAAGAAGAGGACCCCAAAGUUUUGGAAGUUCUUCCAGACAGCCACCCUGUUGGCGUUAGCAGCGAUGAAGAGACUUCAAAAGACAAACCGGCGACCGAGAGCAACUGGUCAACACCGAUCCUGUCGCUGGCACGGAAGGCAACCGAGACGAUCAGCAGUGGGGUCAGCUACGGUGCAGCGUUGAGAAACGCCACAUCUUCGGGAUCUGCCGCGAGCUCUCUGAAGUGUCCGACUAAACAAAACUCUACGGAGAAUGACACCAACGCUAAACAAUACCUACCGGCAGUGAAGGACCAUAUGGCUGUGGAGCGCUCCAACCUGUUCAGUAUGAUGAAGCUGGGUAUUAAGGGCCUGAUCCAGUCUUCUCUAAGUCUGGGCAGAACCCUGGACUCUGACUACCCUCCUCUGCAGCAGUUCUUUGUGGUUCUGGAGCAGUGCCUCAAACACGGACUGAAAGUAAAGAAGUCAUUCAUCAAUCAGAAUAAGUCUAUCUGGGGUCCUCUGGAGCUGGUUCAGAAGCUGUGUCCUGAUUCUACUGAUAUUACCACCAGUGCCAGAGACCUGCCAGGGAUAAAGACUGGGUUGGGUCGGGCUCGGGCCUGGCUGCAUCUGGCCCUGAUGCAGAAGAAGUUGUCUGACUACCUGAAAGCCCUGCUGGACCAUAAAUACCUCCUGGUUGAGUUCUAUGAUCCAGGAGCGUUGAUGAUGGAGGAGGAGGGAACAGUGAUAGGAGGGAUGCUGGUGGGGCUAAAUGUCAUUGAUGCUAACCUCUGUAUCAAAGGAGAGGACCUGGACUCCCAGGUCGGGGUCAUAGACUUCUCCUUGUACCUGAAGGACCCUAUGAUCACUGAGACCACUAAGGAUGAUACUAAGAUGACGGCCAUAUUGGACCAGAAGCACUACAUUGAGGAGCUGAACAGACACCUGAGCUGCUCGGUCUCUGACCUGCAGGCCAAGAUGGACUCCAUAGAGAAGACCAACGGCAAGCUCAUUGAGGAGUUGACAGCAGCGACAGACAGAAUUAACUCUUUACGGGAGGAACAGGAAACACUGAGACAUGAGAAUGAGACCAUCGUCCAGAGCAACCAGAAGAAAGAGGAGGUGACCCUGGAGGACAGUGCAGUAGAGCUGGAGACAUACAGACAGACGCGACAGGGCCUGGAUGAGAUGUACAGUGUGGUCUGGAAACAGUACCAGGAGGAGAAACGCAUCAGACAGGAGUUGGAGAGGGAGCUGGAGCUGCAGAUAGGACUAAAGCAGGAGAUGGAGAUGGCCAUGAGGCUGCUGGAGAAAGACACACAUGAGAAACAGGACACACUGCAAGCCCUCCGACAACAACUAGACCAGGUCAAAACCCUCAACCUGCAGAUGUUCCAUAAAACACAGGACUGUGAGCGUGAGGCCCAGAGGAAGCAGGAGGAAGAGGGACAGCUGGAGGAGAAGAUAAACCAGAUGAAGACCACCAUUAAGAAGAUGGAGCAGAGACUGCAGAACUCUGAGCGUGAUCGCAAACAAAGUGACCAGAUGGACAUGAGGACAGAGCUGGAGGGCAGGGUAGACUCCCUACAGAAACAACUGUCUGACCUGGACACACUGAGGCGGGGUCUGGAGAGUGAUCUGUGCAGUGAGAAGGAGCAGAGACAGGCCAUUCAGAGAGCUCUACAGAGAGAACAGGACAACAGCACCGAGCUACGCACCCAACUACAACAGAUACAGGGGCUACACACGGAGUUGCAGGAUGUUCGUCAGGAGAAGCAGCAGCUCCAGCAGACCUGUCAGGAGCAGGAGACGGCCUUACAGGAGAUGGGCCUCCACCUCAGCCAGUCUAAACUGAAGAUGGAGGACUUCAAAGAGGUCAACAAAGCCCUGAAGGGCCAAGCCUGGCUGAAAGAUGAUGAGGCUACACAGUGUAAACAAUGUCAGAAGGAGUUCUCCAUCGCUCGCAGAAAGCACCACUGUAGGAACUGUGGAGAUAUCUACUGUAACAGUUGUUCUACUAACGAGUUGGCCCUGCCCUCCUACCCUCGACCUGUACGAGUCUGUGACAUCUGCCACUCACUACUGCUGCAGAGGAGCAUCUCUUCCUCCUGACGGAACACACACCUCUUCUUCCUCCUGACGGAUAACACACACACACACCUCUUCUUCCUCCUGACGGAUAACACACACCUCUUCUUCCUCCUGACGGAUAACACACACACACACCUCUUCUUCCUCCUGACGGAUAACACACACACACACACCUCUUCUUCCUCCUGACGGAUAACACACACACACACACACCUCUUCUUCCUCCUGACGGAUAACACACACACACACCUCUCUUCUUCCUCCUGACGGAUAACACACACACACACCUCUUCUUCCUCCUGACGGAUAACACACACACACACCUCUUCUUCCUCCUGACGGAUAACACACACGCUUCACUAAUAAUAUUUCUUCCCUCACUGUGCUCAAAGCCCACAGAGAACAUUUUAAUCAAAUUUGAGCAGGGAGGCUGUGUUGCCACUAACCUGAAAUUCAGGAUGUUUGGGCACGGUCGACUGUCAAACCCUCUGCUUUAUUUUGGGCUAAUACUGCCUUGUCUCAUCUUUUAAACUACCCUGGGUGGAUUUCAAAGUAAGGUCGAUAAAGAAUAGUUAGUUAGCCAGCUAAUUGUCAUUGUUACUAACUCCAUAUUCCUCUAGGAUGCUGAAUUUAAAAAUGAGGGGAGGGGGUGUGUCAGUAUGUUGUAUUAUGAAUGACCCGGAAUGCAACAAUUGUGGGAACAUGUUAGAUGAACUGACCUAUAAUUUCAUUGUUGAUUCACUUAUAGACCUUUUCAAAACUCUUGCUUUAAAAGUGAGGCGAUUAUAUAUAGUUUCACAUGAUUCUUUCACUUCCAUUGAAGCAAAGGAACCAAGUUCAUUUCCUCAACCUGCCUUGCUGAACAAUUGUGGAUUUGUUAAGCUGUUUUGUUGUAAAUGACUACAGAAUGUUAACACAUACCAAGAAAGGUCUAUUUUAGAAUGUAUGUAAAUAACAAUCAUUGUGACAAGUGCUACUAAACAGCCAAUUUCUGCCAAUUCAUUGGGGCUUGUUUUGAGCAACAUGUUUUCUAUAUAGAUAUCUAAUUUAAUAAAACGUAUCUGAAUGUU